AGCCGGCGCGAGAUGGCUGCUGCGGCGGCGCGGCUGCUGCUCUCCAGGGCGAGCAGAACAGCCGCGUCCUGCUCCUCCGCCGCCCUUCUCCGCUGCCCUCUGGAUUCGUUCUCCCAGCGCUUUCGGAGCUCCCCGUCGCCUCUCCUGCGGCCGGCUCCGUUGCCGUCGACCGUCUUCCCGCGGCGUCUCUCCGACACGGCCUUCGACGCGCAGGCGCUGGACACCCGCGUACCCGCCACCGUCAUCACCGGCUUCCUCGGCUCCGGCAAGACCACCCUCCUGAAUCACAUUUUAACUUCACAGCAUGGGAAGAGAAUUGCUGUAAUUGAGAAUGAGUUUGGUGAGGUGGACAUUGAUAGUUCACUCGUUGCAAGCCAUUCAUCGGUUGCUGAGGACAUUGUAAUGGUGAACAAUGGCUGCUUGUGCUGCACUGUCCGAGGGGAUCUUGUAAAGAUGCUUCUGAAGUUGGUUAAGCAAAAGGGGGACAGGUUUGAUCAUAUUGUUAUUGAAACAACAGGUCUUGCAAAACCUGGCCCUGUCAUUGAGACAUUCUGUUCUGAUGAAUUAGUCUCUAGAUAUGUGAAGCUUGAUGGUGUGGUUACUAUGGUUGAUUGUAAGCAUGCCAUGAAACAUUUGAAUGAAGUAAAAGCCAGGUGGGUUGUAAAUGAGGCAGUAGAGCAAGUCGCCUAUGCAGACCGGAUUAUAUUGAACAAGACUGAUUUGGUUGAUGAUGCAGCACUUGAGGUGUUAAUUAACAAAAUUAAGCUCAUAAAUGGAAUGGCACAGAUGAGAAAAACAAAGUUUGGUGAUGUUGACAUGGAUUUUGUUCUAGGAAUCGGGGGUUACGACCUUGAAAGGAUUGAGUCAGAAGUCCAAUUGCAUGAAAGAAAAGAGACAGGUCAUUGCGCUGCUGGAGAUGAACAUGGGCACCAGCACCAUCAUGGACAUGUCCAUGAUUCAGCUGUCUCAAGUGUUAGCAUUGUUUCGGAGGGAGUACUUGAUCUUGAUGAGGUGAAUGACUGGCUUGAGAGACUGGUUGAAGAGAAAGGGGAGGAUCUUUAUAGAUUGAAGGGUGUAAUCUCCGUAAAUGAGUCAACUGGGCGUUUUUUGUUCCAGGGUGUGCACUCUAUGUUGGAGGGAUGCCCAGCUAAAUCAUGGGAGCCUGAUGAGAAAAGAAUCAACAAACUAGUAUUUAUUGGAAGGAAUCUGGAUGAAGCUGCACUUCGAAAAGCCUUCAAAGGCUGCUUACUGUGAACACUCUGGUCACGUAUUGAUUCCUAUGAGGCCAAACAUGAUAUGCUACAUGACAAGUAAUCAAGCGCAUGAUCAAACUAUACAAGACACUGUUCCUUUUCAGCCGAUGUUUGCUCCCGUUCACUGAUAAAUCGCUUACUGUUUGUCACCAAUGUACUGGAUUUUGCACGUGAUACACAAGGGCAUGGUUUACGUUUAUUUAUAUUUUAUGGGAUCCCCAUGUGUGUCAGGAUCAUACUAGUGUAUUAUGGAGUAUGGACAGUGAGACAACAAAGUAUGUUAAGAGAAAACUAAGAUUGCAUGUCUCCAUGGUUUUAUUUGCGAAUGCAUGGUUCUGCCUCU
Oryza brachyantha (malo sina) is the source of this 1596-nucleotide messenger RNA. Its product is annotated as P-loop guanosine triphosphatase YjiA-like. The transcript is spliced from 10 exons. NCBI's taxonomy places the organism in Eukaryota, Viridiplantae, Streptophyta, Magnoliopsida, Poales, Poaceae. The record is from RefSeq and is a predicted model, not a curated record. Gene Ontology annotation, cellular component: cytoplasm. Bases 13 to 1254 code for a protein of 413 amino acids.